UCGAGCAUACCUAGAUACUAUCUUGGUUUAGUUGCCCACUUACAAAAACUAGUGCUAGUCUGCUAGCUUACCUAGCUAGGUAGAUACGUGAUCCUGAAUCCUGAUCAUGGCGUUAGUGCGGGAGCCGAUGGUGAUGUACGACAGCGGCUACGACGACGCCGAGACGUCUGCGCUCGGCUACGGCGGCGUAGACGCGGCCUCGCUGUUCGACUUCGGAGGCUACACCUACGCCCACGACGAGCCGGCCGGCGCCACCAGCAACUACGUGCCUAACAGCCCGAGCUGGGCGGGCGCUGGGCCCUCCCUACUCACGUUCGACCGCACCCAGCGCGGUCAAGGCGCCCAGGCAGCGGCCACGGCGACGAUGGUCGUUUCGGACGGGGAGGCCGACUGCAACGCGUGGAUCGACGCCAUAGACGGGGACGACCAGGCGACGCCGGCGUCGACCAUAGGCUUCGACCCGGCCUCGGGCUGCUUCAGCCUCACCCAGAGGGCCGGCGGCGCGCGGCGGCCGUUCGGGCUCCUGUUCCCGGGCACGGCUUCGGCCGACGCCGCGUCGCCGGCGCCGGCGCGAAUCUCCCAGAAACGGACCAACGUGGUGCGCAUGCAGGACGGGGAGCCGCCGCGGGCCGCUAAGAAGCAGUGCGGCGCGAGCAGGAAGACGAGCAAGCCGAAGCCGCCGGCGCCCACCACCACAUCCCCCGGCUCUCCGCAAAGCCUCGUCGCAAAGAACCGGCGGGAGAAAAUCAGCGAGCGGCUCCGGACGCUGCAGGAGCUGGUGCCCAACGGCACCAAGGUGGACAUGGUUACCAUGCUCGACAAGGCCAUCACCUACGUCAAGUUUCUGCAGCUACAGGUCAAGGUGCUGGCGACGGACGAGUUCUGGCCGGCGCAAGGCGGGAUGGCGCCGGAGAUCUCCCAGGUCAAGGAGGCGCUCGACGCCAUCUUAUCGUCGUCGCCUUCGCCGCACAAGGGCCAACGCAGCUGAACUGAAACUAGCUAGCUUCUAGCUAGAAGGGAAAUUAGUUAUACUUAGCUAGCCUCUGCAUCAAACGUAGUAUAAGGAAGAAUAUGAUAGAGAAAUUAAUCAACGACGAUCCACCUCGUUCCAAGAUAAAUAAGAGGGGCAUAUAUAAACGUACACCCUCUUGUUAAUCCUUACCAGUAGUAUAUGUAAACUUUUUUUUUCAUGGGACCUAGCUAGCGUGUUAGACACACGCUUGAUGUAGAAGAGAGGAGGGGGUUAACAUUUUGUUAACCCAAGAUGCAUAUUGUCAUACUCAUGUAAUGUAAGUUAGUAGAUCAAGAU
This is a messenger RNA of Lolium perenne, 1309 nucleotides long. RefSeq lists its product as uncharacterized. The record is from RefSeq and is a predicted model, not a curated record. Gene Ontology annotation, biological process: regulation of DNA-templated transcription. NCBI's taxonomy places the organism in Eukaryota, Viridiplantae, Streptophyta, Magnoliopsida, Poales, Poaceae. Gene Ontology annotation, molecular function: DNA-binding transcription factor activity; protein dimerization activity.